Molecule: messenger RNA, 2024 nt
Organism: Bactrocera oleae (olive fruit fly)
Lineage: Eukaryota; Metazoa; Arthropoda; Insecta; Diptera; Tephritidae
Gene: AlkB
Product: alpha-ketoglutarate-dependent dioxygenase AlkB
Biological process (GO): oxidative RNA demethylation
Cellular component (GO): nucleus; cytoplasm
Molecular function (GO): ferrous iron binding; oxidative RNA demethylase activity; broad specificity oxidative DNA demethylase activity
Source: RefSeq, a predicted model, not a curated record
ACUUGUAGCUUUAAUAUGGACUAUGCCGAAAACAUCUUCUAACAGAGAAUAUAGUUUAUAUUUAUAUCAGAGAAUCUAAAAUAUAAUCUAUAUAAUCUACAUUCUCUGUUUAUAUAAUUAUAUUUUACGUUCUCUGCUAAUACCUGGGGCAAGUGCUGCCAAAUUAAAUAAACAAAUUCUUAAAAUAGUGAACAUCAUAUGGAAUAACAUCCAUUUAUACAUAUUUAAAAUAAAUCUGAGGAGUGUUCGCACAUAAUCAUAUGUUUAAAUUUUUUUUUGUGAUUUUCAUAACUUUUUAGAAAUAUGUAGUAUGUGCUUUAUGGAAAUUUAAAAAUGUUUAAAGAAAGAUUUAAAUACUACAAAAGAAAAUCACCUGUUCCAGAUUUUGGCUCUGUUAUAGAUCUUGAUAAAAAUCUACAAGAAUUUGCUUCACAUGUACACAAAGUGGACUUAAACAACAGACAAGAUGUAAAUGAACACUUCCCAGGUCUGGAACCUAUUAACAAGUGGCUCUGUUAUGCUCUGAACUCCUCAGGUGCUAUUGUAAUAAAAAAUCCAUUCACCGUGCAGGGUCAACGUUACUGGAUGGCUCGUUGUUUACAAGACUACCCACAAAGUCCAAAUGUAAAUAAUUUAAGUCCACAACUCUUUUCCGUAGAAGUGCUAGAUGAUUGGUGGCUAUCUUUGCAAAAAUGCACUGACAUAGAGGAAAUACGUCGUAUGAACAUCUCAAUGAGGUGGGCUACUCUUGGAUACCACCAUGAUUGGGAUUCUAAAAAGUACUCUGAAGAAAAGUGUGGGGAGUUUCCCGAAGAUCUUGCCUCAUUAAGUGCAUACUUUGCUUCAGCUUUAGGAUUUCAGUUGUAUAAAGCGCAAGCAGCUAUUGUUAAUUUUUACCCAAUCGGCACAACGCUUUCUGCUCAUACAGAUCAUUCAGAACCUAAUCGAACAGCUCCAUUAUUCUCUUUUAGUUUUGGACAAACUGCGAUAUUUUUAAUUGGUGGAAGAACAAAAGAAAUUUCUCCAUUAGCAGUCUAUUUACGUAGCGGAGAUGUGCUCGUUAUGUCUGGUGAAUCCCGUUUAUGCUAUCAUGCUGUUCCACGCGUAAUGAAAGGUCUCGAUGAACCUUGGAACAUUCUUGUGCAAACAGAAAGUUCAAAAUCAAUAAGUUCGCCCAGAUUUAAAAGGGCCCGAAUCAAUACUACGCUAGUUGAAAAAGUUAAUAUAUAUGGUAUGGAUACAACAUUAUAUCAACAAGUAAUUGACGAAGUAUUUUGGUUACCGUUUAAAAACUACCUUAAUUAUGCACGCAUCAACAUUAAUGUGAGACAAGUAUUAAAUGAUGGUGAAACCAGGCUACCAAGUUUGACUAGUAACACUGAAGAUAUAAAAAAAAGAAAUGCUAAUAGUGAUGACUGACAAUCUUUUCUUAUUAAUAUUAAUAUAAUACUACGUGUAAGAUAUGUAUGUUACUAGUAUACAUGUAAAUAUGUAUAUAUUGCAUUAAUAGAGCGAAUUAAGGGGAAAUAUUUUUUAUAUUUAUUACAUCUGGUACACUGAAAUUAGCAUUAUAUUCUAUAUCACAACAAAUAACAAUUUGCGCCACAAACAUAAAUUAGCUAAAAUAUUAAUUUAUAAGUAAAAUCGUAUUCUCUAUCAGUUCGAAAUCAUUGGUAAGUCAUAUUCGUGUGACUGCUUUUUAUGGAAAACCUGAAAAGGUGAGGUGCUCAUCAAAUACGGACGUGAUAGAUGAAGACUAUGUGUUGGAACAAGAUGACAUAGACCCAGGAAAUCGUACAGAUUUACCCCGAAGACAAAAGGCCACAAAAAAUAUCGAAUAUUCUUCACCGGAAUUCGUUGCUUUGAAUUCUAUUAAAAGUGCAAACAAUAAUGAAAUAUAUAUGUAUGUACUUAAUUUUUGUACACUUGCCUGUGCUAAUAAUGCUUUGCUAUUAAUGCUUCGUGUCAUUAUAACCGACUUGUUGGUAAAAUCGUCCUAAUAAUACAGAGAGAAAUUAAAUCAA